AUGGAUCCCUUGUGUUGGCCAUCAGAAACUAACAGCUUUCGGCGUUUCACACCUGAGUCCUUGGCAGCAAUUGAGGAAAGAAUUGCUAAGAAAAAAAAGCAGCAAGCCAAAGUUAACCAGAACAAUAAGGACCAAGAUGUUGAAGAAGAUAGACUUACUCCUCAGCUUGAUCUGAAAACCUACAAAAAACUGCCAUCUCUGUAUGGAGAUCUUCCCGUGGAGCUCAUUGGGGAACCACUGGAAGAUUUAGAUCCAUACUACAGUGAUCACAAGACUUUUAUGGUGAUAAAUAAAAGGAGGAUUAUUUUCCGGUUUACUGCCACACCUGCCUUGUGUAUUGCUGGUCCUUUUAAUCCUGUCAGAAAAGCAGCAAUUAAAAUUCUGAUCCAUUCAUAUCCUUUUAUUGGUUUCCCUUAUUUCAGUUUUUAA
Molecule: messenger RNA, 429 nt
Organism: Pterocles gutturalis (yellow-throated sandgrouse)
Lineage: Eukaryota; Metazoa; Chordata; Aves; Pterocliformes; Pteroclidae
Product: sodium channel protein type 11 subunit alpha-like
Exons: 2
Coding region: 1-429 (142 amino acids)
Biological process (GO): sodium ion transmembrane transport; neuronal action potential; membrane depolarization during action potential
Cellular component (GO): voltage-gated sodium channel complex; axon; plasma membrane
Molecular function (GO): voltage-gated sodium channel activity
Source: RefSeq, a predicted model, not a curated record